AUGGUAACAAAGUCCAAUGGAUUAUUUUUCGUCCUUGUUAUCGUAUGGAUAGAUUCGAUCGCAAGCGCAAAGCCACUGAUACACUAUGGACGUUGUCUAGUGGAUUCAAAACAGGGCAACUGCCUGCCCCGCUCUCAGUGCUGGCAGAAGGAUAUAAGCGAUAACUAUUUUGAACGCAACAAAUGUUCCAGUGUAGUCCAUGAAGAUUUGAUGUGUUGUACACAUAAAACAGAGAGUCCAAUCAACACCACUUCUAAUAAUACAGCAAGCAAUCGAUACACCAGCGCUCCCAUUAAGCUGCCCCCUUCUCAGGUGUGUGGGAUUGCGCUUCUGGAUCGUAUUGUUUAUGGCAUUCAGGCUGAUAUUAGGGAAUAUCCAUGGAUGGCACUGUUGCGCUACACUUUUGAUGAUGUCGAAUACACUCAUGGAUGUGGAGGGUCGCUGAUUCACGAGCGUUGGGUUUUGACGGCAGCUCAUUGCGUGCCUCGUGAGGAUCAUACGACUAAACGACUCACGCAAGUACGUCUGGGCGAAUGGAACCAGACAAGUGCACCCGAUUGCCAGCAGUUUCGUCAGGGACCCAUCUGUGCGCCAGCGCAUCAAGAUGUGCCCAUCGAUCGAAUAAUUAUCCACGAACUCUACUCAAUAUACGCGCCCAUGUAUCCAAAUGACAUUGCUCUGUUGCGAUUGGAGCGUGCUGUUACGUUCAGCGAGUAUGUGCUGCCUAUUUGCCUGCCAGCAGCCAAUAAUCAGGAAACGCACGAAUAUACAGACCACGUCAUGGAUAUAGCGGGUUGGGGCAAUACAGAGACAAUACGCUUUGGUGGGAGCCCGUUAAAGCGCAAGACUUCGCUGCGAGUUCUAUCACUAGCCAGCUGUCAGCGGCUCUUCGCCGAUGUUGUUGGAAGUCAGAUAUGCGCGGGAGGCACUACAAACGCGAGCUCUUGUCACGGCGACUCAGGCGGUCCGCUGAUGAAUUUGGCCAAAAAUAGCAUUGGCAGUACGAGCUACUAUCUCGUUGGGAUUGUCUCGCUUGGCACUCAGAGUUGCGCCAAUCACGGAUUGCCUGUGAUCUUUACUAGAGUGGAACGAUUUGUUAACUGGAUACUGCACAAAAUGAGCACAAAUAUGAAUUAAAUCAUAUAUGUAUAUACAUUCAAAUAUUUAUAUUUACCAAAAACGUUAAGCUGUCUAAA
Molecule: messenger RNA, 1196 nt
Organism: Scaptodrosophila lebanonensis
Lineage: Eukaryota; Metazoa; Arthropoda; Insecta; Diptera; Drosophilidae
Product: serine protease easter-like
Exons: 4
Coding region: 1-1137 (378 amino acids)
Biological process (GO): proteolysis
Molecular function (GO): serine-type endopeptidase activity
Source: RefSeq, a predicted model, not a curated record